Molecule: messenger RNA, 615 nt
Organism: Cucumis sativus (cucumber)
Lineage: Eukaryota; Viridiplantae; Streptophyta; Magnoliopsida; Cucurbitales; Cucurbitaceae
Product: ABSCISIC ACID-INSENSITIVE 5-like protein 1
Exons: 1
Coding region: 1-615 (204 amino acids)
Biological process (GO): positive regulation of DNA-templated transcription
Cellular component (GO): nucleus
Molecular function (GO): DNA-binding transcription factor activity
Source: RefSeq, a predicted model, not a curated record
AUGCUUCCCAAUAUUUCUACACCUAAUCUUUGUAGCCAAGGCUCUUUAUCAAUUCCAUUCCCACUUUGUUUCAAAUCUAUCGAUGACGUUUGGUCUGAGAUUGGUCAUAACGAUCAACAAAACCCACUUCCCCAAGCUUCCAUUGAUGUUCACCAAAAUCCUUGCCAAAGUCGACAUGCUUCGGAGGAAAUGACUUCGGAAGGUUUAUUGGUGAAAGAUGGAGUUGUUCAAGAAGCUUCUUCUUCUUCUUCUUCUUCUUCUUCUUCUGAUUCAAUGGAACAACAGCUAUGUUCUGUGAAUAACAACAGAUCAAUGGUGGAUUUGAGAGAAAUUGGGUUGUCUUUGUCUUAUGAACAGAAUAAUGAUGCUGCAGGAGUCAUAAAUAUGUCCGAGAAUUGCUUUUCAAAUGAUCAAAUGAGCACCCAAUCUGUUGGGGAACCUUGUGAUGACAUUUCAAAUGAGAAAUGUGAAGCCUUGAUGACUGGUUGGGUUGAGCCUAACAACAAGAAGAGGAUCAUUGAUGGUUCUACUGAAGUUGUGUUGCAGCGGAUACAGCGCAGGAUGAUGAAAAAUCGCAAGUCUGCUGCUCUAUCUGGGGCUCGAAAGCAGGUCUAG